Molecule: messenger RNA, 1647 nt
Organism: Rhinocladiella mackenziei CBS 650.93
Lineage: Eukaryota; Fungi; Ascomycota; Eurotiomycetes; Chaetothyriales; Herpotrichiellaceae
Exons: 2
Coding region: 1-1647 (548 amino acids)
Molecular function (GO): cobalt ion binding; magnesium ion binding; magnesium ion transmembrane transporter activity
Source: RefSeq, a predicted model, not a curated record
AUGGCCAAAAUUAAUCCUCCAGCCGCCCGCAAAGUUUACAAUCUCGACGAAGAGACCGCUUUCCAGCAAUGCACGGCCAAGUUGACGGAUCCCACGACCGAAAACUUCAUCGUACGCUUCGAGAGCUCUGAAGCCAAAUGUGCCGUCGACGUCAGCCAGGAAGAAGCCCUUAAAUGGCUACAAGCCGAAAACCGCUCGGCUACUCAAGCCUUGUGGUUGAAUUUUUGGACCUCGGAUUCGCAAAGGACAACCAUUGCAGCUGUUGCUAAGAAGUAUGGCCUGUCGCCUCGACUUACCAGAUUGCUUUGUCCUGCGAGAAAAAGUGCAACACAGACACCCAGCACUGCCUCAACAAAUAGCAGUAGUUCAAGCACUUCAUCAGGACAGAGGACACCCACAGCAAGGAUGACCGAUGUUGAGAAAGGGAUUCCUCCAUCUUCAGAUGCCAUCCAGUCAAAGCCGAAAGCCACUGUGAAGGACAUCAACUUCGGAGAUGUCGUCAACGAUCUGUGGCAUUUUUGUUCCAUUGAUUUCGGUCACCACUUCAUCCAUGUCGGCUUCAAUACCCUGUUCUCCUCGUCUGAAAGUAAAAAUGAAGACCCCAGCAAACCAUCUGGACAGCGUAUCUGGACUUCAUUGCUCAUAUGUGACGAUGGGACUGUCAUCUCUGUGUUUGAUCGACCGGUCAACCCAGAAGCAUAUAAAGAUACCAGAUCCCAUGUUGUCAAUAUCUUCCGUCAUCUGUCCAAGCAUCAUAAUCACAACAAUACCCUCGAUGCAUUGAUGCAGGUUCGGGUCAGGUGGAAUGAACCGGCUGGAACGGGAUAUUCUCCAACCGAAGCCGCGAGCCUUCUGUUCUACUAUCUCUUCGAUGACUGGUGGUCAACCUACGCAUUGCUCGCCCGCAGGGAACAUCCGUACCGAGACACAUUGGAAGAGUUGCGACAACUCAUGUUCGAAGCGGCCGAUGUGUCCUUGAUCAAGCAAGUGCACGACGUGGGGAGACAACUGACGGUCCUGAAACUCAUGUAUCAAAGUUAUGAACUGAUUGUCUCGCGGCUUCUGCAUCGCCAGCGAUCGACCAAAGACGCCAACAUCGGCCCCUUAUCAGCCGGAAACGGAUCCCAUUUUCAUGACAUUCGAAUCUAUCACGAUACGGCAGCCUCACAACUGGCCCAAGAUGAACAUAUCUUCUUGGAUGAGGAUUCGAUGCACAGCGUGAAAUUGAGCUUUUCUGCCGUAGUUCGAUUUGAGAGGUUGCUCGACCGAAUCAGAUUGUAUGCAUUGACAGAAAUCGAGGAGUGCUUGAAGGAGAAGGAGUCACUGGUGCUCAUGAAUUUCAACUUGGUCGCUCUGAAAGAGUCCCAGGCUGUUGAAAGGUUGACACGAACCACCGUUCUCUUAGCCAAGGCGACCAUCCUGUUCCUUCCAGUCAGUCUGAUGACUGGUUAUUUCUCCAUUCAACUUCCGGAAGUAGCAGAGAAGUACACACUCAAGACGUAUUGGCUUUCGUUCUUGGUCGUUUCCCUCCUCUCGAUGGUCUUCCUCUUGGUGUUUGGUGUAACUACUCACACUGUCGAGGGCAAAACAAUUUAUCGAUCAAUCACCGGAAUAAUUUUGGACAAAGGGAAACGGAAAAAGCAAUGA